Messenger RNA from Trematosphaeria pertusa, 1560 nucleotides. RefSeq lists its product as uncharacterized. Lineage: Eukaryota; Fungi; Ascomycota; Dothideomycetes; Pleosporales; Trematosphaeriaceae. The coding region runs from base 446 to 1201 and encodes 251 amino acids. The record is from RefSeq and is a predicted model, not a curated record. The transcript is spliced from 4 exons.
GUCUCACUCGCCUGGUGUUUUUCUGGGGUCCUUGAUAUCGCGAGACAAUUCUGGAGAGCAUCAAAUGGAUAUCCAUCGUCGGGCGAGCGAAGAGAGCGUGCAGUUCGGACCGAAGAGCGCGCCCCGACCUGGGGGGCAUUUGUGGUCGCCCCCUCACUCUCACCAUCAAGCAUCCCCACUGUCGAUCAAGCCAUUCUCGAAUAACUGAGCCCCUGGUUGCAUAGGCGUUGUUGCGGCAUGCAUACCAUGCAUAUGCGGCUAGAUGACGUCACUGGGACAUUAUCGAGCACGAGAGUGCCACGAAAGAGCUAGGAUGCAUGCAUGUGCAAACCGGCUGGAGAGACUCUAAUCAUACCAUCUCAAAAGCAGAAUCACGCUUCGUUUGCAUUCCUAUCCGUUUUACUCGCGGAGGUCGGAACCAAGCAGGCUUUGAUCACAGGAACACAUGGCUGACGCACCAUUGCUCGGAGGAGCGAACGAUACUACGCGUUCGACCGGAAGCCAUCGACAUAAUGCUAGGAGCGUUGACAGCCAUCUAGGCAUCCUUCGCUCCAUUUUCAAGCUCUUCUAUACGGGACUCAUAGCCCCCGCCGACACGACAUAUGCUACGAUUAUGGUGCUGCUGAACUGCCCGGACCCAGACGAGCGAGAUAAGCUCACCAUGCAGUGGCGCGAUCAUAAGCUGAACGAGUUGAGCUUCAUCGGCGUUACCAGUCCCCUCACAGCAGUCUGUCUGGUUAGCACAGGCUCGUGGCCCGAAAUCAGCUCCAAACCCUGGUUUAUUAAGGCCAUCUGGUACUGCGGCAUCGUUUUCGCCGUCUUCUCCGUCCUUACAGCUGCUCAGCAAUCCCUUCGCCUGCAUCGACUGUCCGCGCAUCGCAAUGGCCUGCAUUACAUCCGCCUCUGCCUGGUUCGAGACCGCAAGCGGUUGGACAGUGAAGAAGGACAGCUGAAGUUGGUCCCUAGACCAUUCCAGGUGUGGAGUUGGCAAUCAUCAAUGGUAUUCCUACUAAUGGCCGUGGCCUGCUUGAUUUUGGGGAUGCUGGUGCUGUUGUGGACCGCAGUGAUCGAGGAUGGGAGAGGUAUAGUGUGGGACGAGGAUGCUAAGCUAGCAACUACCUUCACGGUGGUCCUGGUCGCUUCGAUCGCGUUUCUCUUAGCGUCUCAGGUGUCCAUGAUGGUCGGUGUCGCAGUGGACUAAUCGAGCAUCAUUGAAACCACGAAUGGAAGGCUCGCUCAUAGAUGCCUCCUACGACUGGAAAGAGGCGGAUCUCUUUCGAAAUCUCUACCGAAGAAUGUAAAAUGUAAGAAAUGCCAAAAACACUGUGUCUGGGUGAAUACGAGGGAUACUUCUCUCGGACCAAUACGUGAAGAGGCGGCAAGACACUUCAGGCGGGUUCGAGACAUGGCGCACUGUAGCAAGUGGGUAUUUAAAAAAGUGUGGUCGGACGACCUAGCAUAAGAAACCCACAACUCCGCUUCAGUGAGGGCAUAACAACAUGCGCAAAGUUGGCAUCUUCAUCGAUGGCGUCCCUGUCAUCAAAGCCGGCGAAGUUACCC